UCAUACACUCUUUGUGAAAACGCGGAGUUCUGUUGUCAACCUUCGGGUGCAGAAGGCGUCGCACAGUGUCCGCUAUUUUCCUGUAGUCUUCUGACUAACGCACUUGGCGCUGAUUAAGAAGAGAAACAGCUAUUCUUACAGCCUAUUCUUUCUUUUGUCUAUCUGUUUAACUAAGUUUAUCAGAGACAGAGACGCGCGUCUGAAAUUAAUUCAGAAAGACUUGAAAAAGAUAAAGAACAUCUAACCACCUCAGUGUUCCUGCUGCUAAAUAGUCCCACGUACACUUCUGAAAAUGUCUGGCGAAGACGCACCAGCUCAGCAGCAAAACGCCGAAGAGCAGAAAAACCAGGAGACAAAAAAACCCGCUGAGGAGCCGAAAGCGGAGACCAAGCCAGACUCUCCGCCCGCCAGCGCCGCUACUGAGGCUGCAGCCGCCCCAGCAGCGGCCGAGAAGGCGCCAGAGGAGGAGGCUUUCACCUACAGGUCCCUGGUCCUGACUGGGUAUGGCGGUUACGAUAAAGUUAAGCUGCAGGUGAAGAAGGGGAAACCGGCCCUGAAGGCCGGCGAGGUAAUGGUGCGGGUGAAGAUGUGCGGGCUCAACUUCGCCGAUCUUAUGGCUCGCCAAGGGCUGUACGACCGGCUCCCGUCCCCGCCCGUUACGCCUGGGAUGGAGUGCUCUGGGAUAAUCGAGGCUGUGGGGGAAGAAGUGACGGAUAGGAAAGUGGGCGAUAAGGUGCUGGCCCUGAGCCGCUGUGGGAUGUGGCAGGAGGUGGUGGUGGUGCCCACCACACACACCUUCAUCAUGCCCGAGGGGAUGAGCUUUGAGGAGGCCGCAGCCCUGCCUGUCAACUACAUCACUGCCUACAUGAUGCUGUUCGACUUCGGACACCUGCGCCCCAACCAGAGUGUGCUCGUCCAUAUGGCUGCAGGUGGGGUGGGGAUCGCUGCCACCCAGAUGUGCCGUACGGUGAAGGACGUGACUGUGUUCGGCACGGCGUCAGCCAGCAAGCAUGAGGUCAUCACCGAGGGCGGUGUCACGCACGCCAUCGACUACCGGACAAAGGACUACGUGGAAGAGGUCCGCAAGAUCAGCCCUAAAGGGUUGGAUAUCGUGCUGGAUCCUCUGGGAGGCUCUGACACCCAUAAGGGCUACAACCUUCUGAAACCUAUGGGCAAACUCAUCAGCUACGGUGCUGCCAACAUGCUGUCAGGGCAGAAGAAGAACCUAAUCGCCGUGGCCAAGACCUGGUACCACCAGUUCUCCGUGCACAGCCUGAGCCUGAUCCAGGGCAACCGCUCGGUGUGCGGCUUCCACUUGGGCUACUUGGACACGGAGACAGAGCUCAUCGCCCAGGCCAUGGACUCCAUUCUGGGCCUGUACCGCCAGGGCAAGGUCAAGCCCCGCAUCGACUCCACCUUCCACCUCGAGCAGGUCGGCGAUGCCAUGCGCAAGAUGCAGGAGAGGAACAACAUCGGCAAAAUCGUCCUGACCACCGAGCCCAUGAAGGAGGAGGAGAAGAAGGAGGAGGCCAAGAAGGACGACAAGAAAGACGACAAGAAAAAGGACGACAAGAAGAAGGACGACAAGAAGAAGGAGGAAGGAAAGAAGGAGGAGAAGAAGAAGGAGGAGGGAAAGAAAGAAGAGAAGAAAGAGGAGAAGAAGGAGGAGAAGAAAGAGGAGAAGAAGGAAGAGAAGAAGGAAGAGAAGAAGGAGGAGAAGAAAGAGGAGAAGAAAGAGGAGGCUAAGAAAGCAGAAAAUUGAGGAAGAGUCACUUAGUUGGAUAGUUAGGCAGACGAGUAGGGGAGGGGGUAGAGAUAUUGUAUGUGUGUUUAUGCACAUGUUUGUGUAUGGGGGCGUGUUUGUAUGUAUGUAUGUAUGUAUAUGUAUGUAUGUGUGCAUAACUUUGGUAUGCCUGUGUGUGUGUGUGUGUGUGUGUGUGUG
Messenger RNA from Alosa sapidissima (American shad), 1942 nucleotides. RefSeq names its product vesicle amine transport 1 (gene vat1). Gene Ontology annotation, molecular function: zinc ion binding; oxidoreductase activity. Bases 293 to 1762 code for a protein of 489 amino acids. The record is from RefSeq and is a predicted model, not a curated record. Lineage: Eukaryota; Metazoa; Chordata; Actinopteri; Clupeiformes; Clupeidae. The transcript has 6 exons.